Molecule: messenger RNA, 1086 nt
Organism: Symbiodinium sp. CCMP2456
Lineage: Eukaryota; Dinophyceae; Suessiales; Symbiodiniaceae
Source: the annotation of a GenBank genome assembly
AUGGGCGUCGGCAGACCCAUAUCAGCCGAAGACAGCGCAGGCUACCAGGCGUCAGAAGACACAUUCCGGAUGAAGACACAUGGCGUCGCGAAGACGCGUGGGCAAGCGCAGACACUUCCUGAAGAUACGUCCGGCGCAGACACGUGGCGUCGCGAAGACAUGUGGCGUCGCUCGGCGCAGGACAGCGCAAUCGGCACCGUCGGAGCUUCGGCGCAAUCGGCGCGUCCCCGUGCAAUCGAAGCAUUCCGGCGAACUGGCCGAUUCAAGCUCAUGGCCAGCUUAGGCCACCGAGCCCUUUUGCAGCGCGUGCGGGCUCAGGGGCCGAAGCUGGUCAUGAGCUUGAAUGCGGCCAGUGCGCCGAUUUCGCCGAAGAUCGCCGAACCUCCAUCGGCGCCGAUUGCGCUGUCCUGCGCCGAUGGUGGCAAAUGUGGCGUCACUGGCGUCGGUGGCGUCAGUCAGCCUGCAGGCGUCGCCGGAUGUGUCGUCAGGACGUGGCGUCAUGAAGCCCUGCAGGGCGUCACGAAGGCAGCUGGCGUCACACGGACGUGGCGUCAAAACGAGACAGAGGAUGAGUCCAAGCUCAGCGAGAGGGAGAUAGCCAAGAAGAAAUGGGUUCGGAGAUUGAGAUGGGCAUGGCGAAAGCUGACAGCGGCAUUUUGGGUCUCGCUGGCCUGCUUCACCAUCUACUACACCAACUUCUUCCGUGUCAUGUGGGAGUCCCCUUUGGUGAACCGUACCUAUUUCUACCUUGCCUUCGCUUGCCUGGCCUUCAAUAUGUCCAUGCUGGGGUACCUCGCGCUUUGGUGCACGGUCGUGCUGAAGAUCGAGGAGCCGUGGGAGACUAAACAUCCGAAGGCUAUCCCCGUGAUGGCCAUCGUUGGCUUUUCCACCGUUUGGCUAUUCUUCUUUGCGUUUUGGCCUGUCUGGGGCCUCCUGACGCUGGUCAUCCAACUCAUUUUCUUCCUGGGCUUUGUGAGCGCAGGUCAGUUCCUUCCCAGCGGGACGCCCGGAGCUGUCCUCAUGUUCGUGAUCUUCUUCGGAGCUUUCUUCACAUCAGAGCUCAUCCCUCAUGCCACCCGGUCGUGA